AUGGAUUCUCAAGAGCAAGUGUUCGACAACGUGAAAUUUGAGAAGGCGAAGAUGAUGGCCAGGUAUAACCGUUUCCGGAGGACUAUGAAACUUUUUCAGUUUCUGGAAGUUUUGGUGGCGCUCCUGUUGAUUUCCUGGUCCUCCACCCGUCUUCCCGGAGCGCUGAAAAUCUCCGGGAGGAUUUUGUUCGAAGUUGCAAACUAUCUGUUUAAUCCGCAUGUCGUUUUUCUCAUCGGCAACGUCAUCAUCGUCGCGCUCUGUUUCCUCUGUCGAGGAACCGGCGCCGGUAGCGAGAACUCCUGCGACGAUGAUCUCUACGACGAAUAUGCCCGUCACAGCCAGGCUCAUGCUCAACAGCAAAAAGUUGCAGGCUCGGGAGGCGUUAAAAUUCCUCCGCCAGAAAUUCCUGCUACGCCGGAGACUAGGGACGUGAUUGCAGGCGCAGGAGGCGGCGAUGGAGGUGAAGCGGAGGAGAAGCAGAUCAUAUUGUGGACGGAGGAGAAGGCGGAGCAAUGCGACGCUGUGACGACUGCGAUAGAGACGGCUGCAAAACGGAUUGAGAAGUUUCAGAGGAUGCAGUCGGAGAAGCUGAAGAGAGAGAUCGCGGUGGAGCCGCAGGGAGAGCUCCGACGAUCGGAGACGGUUCAGGUCGGUCGAGGAAGGACCGAAAGGCCAAAGGCGACGUCAUUUGACACGGUGGACAAUAUGAGCGACGAAGAUUUCAAUCGGAUGAUUGACGGUAUUAUUAAGCAGCGGCAGAAGUUUCUUAUGGAACAGAAAUUAGCUGAAAACGGAGAGCGAAGAAAGACGUUAGGAAAAGUUACAGAUGUGCAAGUGUGA
Molecule: messenger RNA, 840 nt
Organism: Coffea eugenioides
Lineage: Eukaryota; Viridiplantae; Streptophyta; Magnoliopsida; Gentianales; Rubiaceae
Exons: 1
Coding region: 1-840 (279 amino acids)
Source: RefSeq, a predicted model, not a curated record